GGAACCCGAGGCUCUGACCCCAGAGAACUUCAGACCAUAACUGGCGAGCCCAGUUAUGCUCUAUCUGUGUCUGAACUUACUGACCUACCCAAAGUGCAACAGCAACUUGAGUCCUCUUUGGAGUUUGCAGUUAUUGAAGUCACCCCAGAAUUACCAACCGUAAUUGCUGCAUCACAGGGCCCCAAGAAGGAUGUCGUGUUCCUCGUUGAUGGAUCUGAUGGCGUUGGAAGGGAAUUUCCAAUCAUCCAGGAGUUUAUCCGCAGGGUUGUCGAGAGUCUCAAUGUGGGCGAAAAUAAAAUCCGUGUUGGUGUGGUCCAGUAUGGUGACACUGCUCAGGCUAAUAUGUAUUUAAACACACAUACAACCAAAGAAGGUGUUUUGAAUGGCAUCAAGGGACUGAGGAAGCUAGGUGGAAGACAACGUAACCUGGGUCAGGCCUUACAGUUUCUCAAUCAGGAUAUUCUGACAGCAGCACGGGGUAGUAGAAAGCAGGAUGGUGUUCCACAAUUUGUUAUUGUUGUGUCUAGUGGGCCUUCUACAGAUGAUGUCCGUCGUGCAGCUUCUUCUCUUAAACAAUCUAGAGUUCUUCCAUUCAGCAUUGGGACCAGGGAUGUGAACCCCACAGAGCUGAGGGUGGUGUCAUAUAUCUCCAAUUACGCCCACGUAAUAGAUGACCUUCCUGGCCUGUACACAGUUCAAGAAGAAUUAAUCAACAAACUCACUGAGCUGUCAGAUGAUGACAUCAGAAGGUUGCGUCCAGAGUUCCCAACUUAUGAAGCACCAGUACCAUCUGUACCCACAGGAGGAGAAAAAAGGGAUGUUGUAUUUCUUAUUGAUGGCACAACAGCAGUGCGUAGUGAAUUCCCUUCCAUCCGUGAUAUGAUAGGAAGAGUUGUGGAGAAGCUGGAUGUAGGACUGGAUAAGGUCAGAGUUUCAGUGGUUCAGUACAGCGAUGAUCCAAAGAUAGAAUUUCCACUGAAUGCACACUCAACAAAAAAUGAAGUGCUCCAGGCCGUGUCGAGACUUCGAAACAAAGGUGGGAAUAAUCUAAACACAGGACGUGCUCUCGAGUUUGUCGCCAGAAGAGUCUACCAGAGAUCAGGCGGAAGCCGUCUUGAGGAACGUGUGCCUCAAUUCCUCAUUCUAGUUACGGCUGGCAAAUCUACUGAUGAUGUAUCCAGCUCAGCCAAUGAACUCAAGAAAAGCCUGAUAGCACCUCUGGCCAUUGGUACAAGAAAUGCAGACCAAGAUGAACUGAGACAGAUUUCCAUGAAGCCAGAGCUUGUGUAUACAGUUGACAGCUUGAGAGAUUUUUCAAAGGUGGAAAAACAGCUUAUUGAUUCAGUCAAAAAAAUAUCCACCGAUGAUAUCACUGAAAUUUAUACUCGUGUCCCACAAGUCAUUCUAGAUCUCGGGAAAAAGGACAUUAUUUUCCUAAUUGAUGGCUCAGAUAAUACAGAUUCUGAAGGGAUUGCUCACAUCCGUGACUUCAUCCACAAAAUUGUUGAACAACUUGAUGUACACCCCGAUAAAAUUCGUGUUGCUCUUAUCCAGUAUGCAAACAAAGUUAAAACUGAAUUUUCGCUCAAUUCACACAACAACAAGGCAGCUGUUGUCUCUGCUAUCAGAAGACUCCGUCAGAUGGGUGGACGAUCGUCAAACCUGGCUGAUGCCAUUGAUCAUGUUCUGCGCUUUGAGUUAAGCUCUUUUGCUGGUGCUCGACCAACUGAGGCCUCCCAGCAUCUUGUGGUUCUCACAGGUGGACGUUCACCCCAAGAUGUUUCCCUCUAUGGACCUUUGCUCAAGACCUCCCGAGUUAACUGUAUUGGUAUUGGUGCUGAUCGUGCUGACACAAGGCAACUGAUGAGUAUUUCCAAGAGCUCAGCUGAUGUCAUUCAGGUUUCUAAGUUCUCAAACCUGCCAACAAUAAAGGACAAGUUUAUUAACAGGUUGAGUGAGACUACUCCUUAUACACCAGAAUAUGACACUCCAACACCAGGCCUGCCUCCAUCUAAAAAGGCUGAUAUAGUGUUUUUGGUGGAUGGCUCCAUUAAUGUGGGCCGUGAGGACUUCAAAGAAAUCAUGGUUUUUAUCAACAACUUAAUUGAUCUGUUCUUCACUGAGAGAGAUAACCUACAGAUUGGCUUGGCACAUUAUGCUGAAGAUGUCAAUGAUGGCUUUUACCUCAACACAUACAGUAACAGGGAUGAUAUCCUAAAUGCUCUUGGUCAAAUAGAGUACAAAGGUGGACGCAGACUGAACACCGGUGCAGCCCUUCGCACUAUUCAAGAUGUUUACUUUUCUAAACAAAGGGGCAGCAGGGCUGAUGAGGGCACUCCUCAAAUUCUUAUAACUGUCACUGGAGGAAACUCAGCUGAUGACAGUAAAUCAGCAGUGCUUGGCUUGAAGAAUAAAGGUGUGAGAGUCUUUGCAGUGGGAGUGGGCAACAUUCAGAAUGAGUUGGAAAACCUGGCAAGUGAACCUUCCAUGGUGGCUCGAGCAAGUACCGUUCAGGAACUCUCAGAGCUCAAUGAACAAAUCCUGGAAACUCUGGAUGAUGAAGUAAAAGGGAAGCUGUGUGUCGGUGCGAAAGAACUUGCUAAAACCUCCAACAUAGAAGUGUUGGUCGGAUUUGAUGUGUCCGCCCAGAAUAUUUUCAGUUCUCAGACCAACCUCCAGAGCAAGAUGGAGGCUAUUUUGCAGAGGAUUUCCAAAAUGGCAUCCAUUAGCUGCUCCGGUGGGCAGAUUCCAUCUGUACAAGUGGGCAUGCUGGCCAUGGAUUCUGCUUCUGAGCCGGUCCAGCUGGACUUCACAACAAAUCCAGAUGAGUUAUUUGAGGCUUUCAGAGCCUUGGGGAGUCGUGGCCCCUUUAAGCUCAAUGGCAAGACCAUAUCAGCUUACACCAACAGAUUCAAAGUCAGACAGGAUGACACUGUCAAGGUUGUUAUUCAUCUGACUGAUGGUAUUGAUGAUACUUCAUAUGCUGAAAUGAAAAGGCGAGUUGAGGAGCUUCGGCUGUCAGGAGUGAACAGUUUCAUUCUGGUUGGGUUGGAGGGGGUAACCAAAUUUGAAGAGGCGUCGCUAUUAGAAUUUGGUCGUGGCUUCAGGUACACAAGACCCUUAAGACUGAAUAUCAUGGACUUGGACUAUGAGCUUCUGGAAGAACUGGACAACAUUGCAGAAAGAGAGAUCUGUGGAGUGCCAUGCAAAUGUACUGGCAACAGAGGAGACAGAGGAGGAGUUGGACAGCCUGGAUCUAAGGGUGGUCCAGGAUUGCCAGGAAGUCAAGGACAUCCUGGAGAUGAAGGUGGACCUGGAGAACGGGGUCCUCCUGGUGUGAAUGGAACCCAGGGUUUCCAAGGAUGUCCUGGCCAGAGAGGUGUCAAGGGGUCUCGUGGAUACUCAGGAGAAAAGGGCGAAGCUGGAGAACUUGGACUUGAUGGCAUCAAUGGAGAAGAGGGCAAAAGUGGUGUGGCUGGGCCCCCUGGAGAAAGAGGAAACCCUGGCAGAAGAGGUCCCAAAGGUGCCAAAGGACAAACAGGAGACAUAGGACAACAGGGAAUCAGAGGAAACCCUGGAACAACUGGACAAGAUAACAACCGGGCAGGACCCAAAGGAGACCCUGGUGAUGCUGGACCAGCGGGAGAGCCUGGUCAGGAUGGAAGGAGGGGAGGCCCUGGUGAACCUGGAAGAAGGGGACCGAAUGGUAGAAGAGGUUCACUUGGACCAGCUGGAAAUGUUGGAGGCCCUGGAGCGCCUGGUGUGCAGGGAGAGUCCGGUAUUGAUGGACCAAGGGGUCCAUCUGGACCAAAUGGUGCACCAGGAACAAGAGGAGAAGAUGGAAAUCCUGGACCUAGAGGUCCUGGAGGUACCCCAGGUCCUAGUGGAGAAAAAGGUAGAAGAGGACCUCUUGGUCGCAAGGGAGAGCCAGGAGAACCAGGACCUAAAGGUGAUGUUGGACCAACUGGCCCCAUUGGAGAGCCUGGUGAAGAUGGUAGAGAUGGUUUUGGUGUUCAAGGGCCUAAAGGAAGAAAGGGAGAUGAAGGAUUCCCAGGAUUCCCAGGUCCUAAGGGAGCAGCUGGAGACCCUGGCACCUCGGGUGGACCUGGAUCCAGAGGAAAUCGUGGACAGAGGGGAGUCUCUGGGGAUAUUGGUACACAGGGACAAAAAGGAGAAGUUGGAUAUCCUGGGCCAUAUGGUAUCAAAGGACAAAGAGGACAAGGAGCUGUGCAAUGUGACCUUGUCAGAAAGAUCAGAGACAAUUGUCCUUGCUGCUUUGGUAAGCAGGAAUGCCCACUCUACCCCACUGAGCUGGCUUUUGCCCUCGACAUCUCACAAGGCCUUGGCCGUCCAGUCUUCAACAACAUGCGUGACACAGUCCUAAACAUAGUCAAAAAAAUUACAAUCACUGAAAGUAACUGUCCAAGAGGAGCUCGUGUUGCUUUGACCCUGUAUAACAGUGAUGUCACGACUGAGGUCCGGUUUGCUGAUGCCAUGAAGAAACGUGCCCUGGAGGAACGCAUUGAAGGACUUCAGCUCCCACAGACAAGAAAGCCCCGCAGCUUGGAAACAGCCAUGAACUUUGUGGCCCAGAACACUUUCAAGAGGAUACGCAGUGGCUUCCUCAUAAGGAAGGUGGCCAUCUUCCUUGUAGGUGAUCAAGUUGGUCGGUCACAAGCAAUUACUAGUGCAGCCCUCCGCCUUCACAACGCUGGAAUUGCCACUUUGCUGCUGGUCAGACAGGAGGACAGAGCACUCUCCAGAGCGGUGCAGGCCAACAACACAGCACUGGCCCAGGUCAUUGUCCUUCCCAACGCUAAUAGUCCACAGUACAAUUCAGUCAUCCAGAAGGUUAUGAACUGCCAUGUCUGCCUGGAUUUCUGCUCUCCGGACCAAAUCUGUGACUAUAUUCCCCCAACGGCUGGCCGAGAUAGGAGAUCUUUCACCUCAGAUGUCGACAUUGACAUUGCUUUUGUCAUGGACAGCUCUGAGUCUACCUACCCAACUGUCUUUGCCGAGAUUAAACACUAUAUAUCUUACAUGGUAGAGCAUCUUCACGUGUCUUCAAAUCCCACAUCAUCUGUUAACCACGCCAGAGUGUCUGUAAUUCAGCAAGCACCUUACGAGUUCCUGAAUAACAAAUCUGGGUCCCCCAUUCAUGUUGACAUUGGCUUGACUGAACACACUUCAGCACAAGAUAUUAUCAAAUUCCUGGUAGAGAAAACACCCCAGCUGGAAGGUGGCCGGGCACUCGCAGAGGCAAUUGAAAGGACGGUGGAUCAAGUGUUUGAGAAGGCACCUGUACAACGUGACAAAAAGGUACUCAUACUGUUUGUGACAGGAAGUGUGGAACAAGACCAGGAGAAGCUGAUACGCAUUGCCACUGAGGUCAAGUGCAAGGGCUACUUCCUCGUCAUCUUUGGUGUAGGUGAAACAUUGAGUGCUAAGGAUGCAAGUGUCUUGUCAAACAUGGCCAGCGAGCCUUCAGAUGUCUUCUUCAAGCAGCUGAAGAGUAGCUCAGACUUAUAUGACAGACACAUCCAGACCUUUGGCCAGCUACUGCCCAAGUAUAUCAGUAUUGAAAAUGCUUUCUACAUGUCCCCUGAAGUCUCCAAAAACUGCAAGUGGUUUCAGAAUGACCAGCCACUAAAAAACCCCUUCACACCAUCACAGGAAGUGGAGAAACACCAGAAGCAUCAUGAAAAUCACCACGCAGUUCAUGAAAGAAAGCACAAGGCUGCAGAGGAGCUGCACGUCUCUAAUGUCACCUCCAGCAGCUUGAAAUUGCGUUGGAGCAGGCCAGAUGCAAAGCUCUUUGUUUACUUUGAGGUUGUUGUGGUGAGGCUCUAUGACCAUGCACUGGUGCUGAAGACCAAUGUGUCGGGUACAGAGCUUGCUGUGGACAACUUGGAAAGUGCUCAAAUGUAUCAAGCUGUAGUCACAGCUUACACGGCCGAGGGCCAAAUUGUCUCUACUCUCAAAGGCGUCAUUACUACAAAAGCAGCUGAGCAUAAGCUUGCCAGCCAAAAUACAAGUACUCCAAAUACCACACCCCUGGACAAACCAGAAACUGUUAAUGAAUUGGCAGGCCCAUGCUCGCUUGACUAUGACCCUGGAAUGCCCUGCAAAGACUAUGAGGCUAAGUGGUUCUUUGACAGAAAGAACGGGUUCUGUGUACAAUUCUGGUAUGGAGGUUGUGGAGGGAAUGGAAAUAGGUUCGACAGUGAGGCCCUCUGCCUGAAAAACUGCGUGAGGUCAGUGGGAGAGCCUCAGCCAAUGGUGAAGCAAGUUGAACAGGUGGAGGUCCUCCCAGAUCCUGCUGCUUUUACAGCUGUGGACAUUUGCCAGCUUCCACAAGAAGAAGGUACUUGUGCCAAAUUUGUUCUCAAGUGGCACUACGAUGCUGCCAACAAGAGCUGCAUGCGCUUCUGGUACGGUGGCUGUGGUGGAAACCAGAAUCGCUUCGACACUUACGAGCAGUGUGUGAAGGCUUGUGGAAAACCAGAACCAGUGAACCAAAGAGUCAUUGCUACAAUAAAAACAUAGGACGAAAGUGACAGACAUGGCCAGCUCUUACCUCCAUUUAGGAGAUUCUGAGGAGAACCAUCCAAAAUGGCCAUAAAGUAAUGGUGGCUGCACUGGAUACCACAAACAUGGACUUUAUCCCCCAACUCUUGAAGUAGUCUUUUUCACAACAAGAAGGAAGCAACACAAUUUGCUGCAUGAUUUGUUUUAACCUACUGGUGCUACAUGAUAUGUUUGUUUUACAAGAGUUAUUAAGUGGAUUUGGUUUUGUAAAAUCAAGUUCUCUUGAACGAUCACAGUUUUCAUAUUUUUUAAAAUGCAGUUUUAUGAUUAAACAAGAAACAUGUAUGAAUAUCUUGGACAGAGAUUAGCAAUGACUCAGUACAUGAAGGAUUUUAAAGCAGUAAUCUUUUUUUAUAUUGUGGUUAAGUCUUCUUUUUACAUUCCAGAUUCACAUAGCAGCAUUGGUUUUUUUUACACUCACUUCAUCCCUGUGGAUUAUUUCACUAUUUCACUGUCACCAAAUCCACAGCAAUGUUUACACGAGUCUAGUGUGGCAGCGUGUGUGUAUGUAAAGACAGCGACCAACUGCUGGGAUGCCAACAUUAAUGUAAUGUUUAGUGCACUUCUGGAUCCGUUGCCUCAAACACAAGAUUUCCAGCUAUUGAGAAACAGAAUGUACUUUUCAAGCUGUUUUUAUUUUUCAUUUCAUUUUGGAUUUGCAGAAAGUUAUGUUCCACGUGGGAAAGGGUGAAAUAAAAAUGAAUUAGACUUUCUAAUAAACAUGAGCAACUGAUUCAUUUUA
Molecule: messenger RNA, 7330 nt
Organism: Neolamprologus brichardi
Lineage: Eukaryota; Metazoa; Chordata; Actinopteri; Cichliformes; Cichlidae
Source: RefSeq, a predicted model, not a curated record